Tachyglossus aculeatus (Australian echidna) is the source of this 4905-nucleotide messenger RNA. RefSeq names its product ATPase phospholipid transporting 10D (putative) (gene ATP10D). The coding region runs from base 91 to 4152 and encodes 1353 amino acids. NCBI's taxonomy places the organism in Eukaryota, Metazoa, Chordata, Mammalia, Monotremata, Tachyglossidae. Gene Ontology annotation, molecular function: ATP hydrolysis activity; magnesium ion binding; ATP binding. The transcript is spliced from 23 exons. Gene Ontology annotation, biological process: phospholipid translocation. Gene Ontology annotation, cellular component: plasma membrane. The record is from RefSeq and is a predicted model, not a curated record.
CCGCCGCCGCCGCCGCCGCCGCCGCCGCCCCUGCCGGCCCUGGGCCCCAGAUGACCGAGUGGAGCCAGGUCUUCCAUCGGAGUUUUGGCCAUGACAGCCCCUUUCCAGUGGGCCAGAGAGCAGUGGCGACGUCUAGUCUCCUCCACCGCUGGCCGGGAGGAUAGAGAGAGAUCAUGCAGCUACUCGUCUCUGCUGGCAUGCGGUCGCCCCCCUCCACCCCCCUCCGGCAAGCACAGGGUGGUCGUUCCGCGUCGGCCCCGCUCUCAGGGGGGUCACGAGAGCAUGCUCGACUUCUACAUGGACAAUCGAAUCCGGACCACCAAGUAUACCCCCCUCAACUUUGUGCCCAGGAAUCUGUUUGAGCAGUUUCACAGGGCUGCCAAUCUGUACUUCCUGUUCUUGGCGGUGCUGAACUGGGUGCCACUGGUGGAGGCUUUCCAGAAGGAAAUCACCAUGCUGCCGUUAGUGGUGGUCCUGAUCAUCAUCGCCGUCAAAGACGGCCUGGAAGACUACCGGAAAUACACCAUUGACAAAAAGAUCAACAACCUGCUCACCAUGGUGUACUGCAGGACCGAGCGGCAGUACGUGGCCCGGCGCUGGAAGGACGUCAGGGUCGGAGAUUUGGUUCGCCUGUCCUGUAAUGAGCUCGUCCCUGCAGACCUGCUGCUGCUGUCCUCCUCUGACCCGGAUGGGCUGUGCCACGUCGAGACCUCGGGCCUGGAUGGGGAGAGCAGCCUGAAGCAGAGGCUGGUGGUGCGAGGCUGUGCAGAGCCGGACUCUGAAGUCAAUCCCGAGACCUUUUUUGGUCGGAUAGAAUGUGAAAGUCCCAAUGCUGACCUCAACAGAUUCCGCGGUUACCUAGAGCAUGCCACCCGGGAACGAGUGGGUCUCAGCAAAGAUAAUCUGCUGCUGCGGGGCUGCACUCUCCGAAACACCGAGGCGGCCGUCGGCAUCGUGGUCUACGCAGGCCACGAGACCAAAGCCAUGCUGAACAACAGCGGGCCCCGCUACAAGCGCAGCCGGCUGGAGCGGCGGGUCAACACGGACAUACUGUGGUGUGUUCUGCUGCUGCUCCUCAUGUGCCUCAUCGGGGCUGUGGGCCACGGAGUCUGGCUGAGCAGCUUCCCUUCAGCGCCGCCCUUCGCCGUCCCCGCACCGGACGGGCAGCCCCUUUCUCCAGCCUCGGCAGCGUUCCACAUGUUCUGGACCAUGAUCAUCCUCCUACAGGUCUUGAUCCCCAUUUCUCUGUACGUCUCCAUCGAAAUUGUCAAGCUGGGCCAGAUCUACUUUAUCCAGAGUGACGCUGACUUGUACCACGAGAAGACGGACUCGAAUGUGCAGUGCCGGGCACUGAACAUCACCGAGGACCUCGGGCAGAUCCAGUACCUGUUCUCGGACAAGACUGGAACCUUGACCCAGAACAAGAUGGUCUUCCGGCGCUGCAGCAUUGCCGGCCAGGACUACUGCCACCGGGCGAAUGCUAGGAGGCUGGAGUCCUAUCACGAGGCCGACUCUACGGAUGAGGACUCAGCUGACUCCCCGAAGAACCUGGCGGGUCAGGGGCCCGGCCUUGGGGGUGUCCACUCUCGCCCCACGACAGCAUUCAGCAGCCCCAUUGAGACGGACGUGGUCCCGGACCCCGGCCUCUGGCAAGAGCUCAGCCAGGCUGCUACCCAGCUGGCGUCCCGGCCGGGGUACGCUGACGAUAAUCAGCCCUCCAAGCCGAUGCAUGUUGUCGACUUCUUUCUGGCCAUGGCCAUUUGUAAUACAGUAGUCGUCUCUGUGCCCGACCAGCCCCGGCAGAAGGUAAGAACAGAUUUUUUUGUUUGUGUGUGGCCCUGGGGGCCGGGAGGAGCCAGGGACCUGGCAGUCCAGAGGGAACACCGGGUGCCCAGGGUGGCGUCUGUUGAGGGCGGAGGCCUGACCAAGGAGGGCGGGGGGGCAGCCGACUGCACUCAACAAGGCUUUGGGCGGGGAUUGGGAGGAGGCAGGGAGACCGAUGAAGAGGCCGAUGCCACGGUGAGACCCUCCUCGCCAGCAGGGCUGCCCGCCAAGUCCCUGGAGGAAAUCAAAAACCUCUUCCAACGCCUCUCGAUCCGAAGGUCAAGCUUGCCGGUGCCACCCUCUGGGAAGGAGCCAUCCGCCGGGGGCCCAGGCACCUGGGUUGGCAAACUGACUCCCCUCAGCCAGGGGAAGCCGGGGUCCCCAGGCGCUGACUGCCCUGAGCCUCCUCCUGGCCAGCCCCCGGCCUCGGGCCUGUGCUACGAAGCAGAGAGCCCAGACGAAGCUGCGCUGGUGCACGCGGCGCGUGCCUACCGCUGUACCCUGCAGUCCCGGACCCCCGGGCAGGUCACUGUGAGCCUGGCAGCACUGGGGCCUCUGACCUUUCAACUCCUUCACGUUCUGCCCUUUGACUCGGUGAGGAAGAGGAUGUCCGUCGUGGUCAGGCACCCCCUGUCCGACCACGUUGUUGUUUACACAAAGGGCGCAGAUUCCACCAUCAUGGACCUGCUUUUGUCGGCCUGUGACGCGGGCGAUGGUCCCAGGCAGCAACAGAAGGCGGUCAGAGAGCAGACCCAGAGGCACCUAGAUGACUAUGCCCGGAGGGGCCUGCGCACCCUGUGCUUUGCCAAGAAGGUGCUGAGCGACGCAGAGUAUGCACGGUGGCUACAGUGUCAUUUGGUGGCUGAAACCAGCAUUGAGGAGCGGGAGCAGCUACUCCUGGAGUCCGCCGUCAGGCUGGAGAAGGGGCUCACACUGCUCGGGGCUACGGGCAUUGAGGACCGCCUGCAGGAGGGGGUUCCCGAGACCAUCGAGGCCUUGCGGAGAGCGGGAAUCCGCAUCUGGAUGUUAACCGGGGACAAGCAGGAGACCGCCAUGAACAUUGCUUACGCCUGCCGCCUCCUGGAGCGGGAUGACAGGGUGUUUGUCCUCAGCACACAGAGCUCAGAUGCCUGCGCCCUGCUGCUGAGCUCCAUCCUGGAGGAGCUGGCGGGUCCCCCCGGCGUGGGACCGGGGGCCGGGCUGGUCGUGGAUGGGCAGACGCUGGAACUGGCGCUGCAGGAGGGGCUGCAGAGUCGAUUCUUGGCCCUAACCGGCCGCUGCCGCGCCGUAGUCUGCUGUCGGGCUGCGCCGCUGCAGAAGAGCCAGGUGGUCAGACUGGUGCGCAGCUCUCUCCACGUCAUGACCCUGGCCGUCGGGGACGGAGCCAAUGAUGUCAGCAUGAUCCAGGUGGCAGAUAUUGGCGUUGGGAUUUCAGGCCAAGAGGGCAUGCAGGCCGUGAUGGCCAGCGACUUUGCCUUGUCGCAGUUCAGGGACCUCCGCAAGCUGCUGCUGGUCCACGGCCACUGGUGCUACAUGCGGCUGGCCAACAUGGUCCUCUAUUUCUUCUACAAGAAUGUGACCUAUGUCAACCUCCUGUUCUGGUACCAGUUUUUCUGCGGGUUUUCGGGUGCAUCGAUGACAGAUUACUGGGUCCUGAUCUUCUUCAACCUCCUGUUCACCUCUGCCCCCCCCAUCGUCUACGGCAUCCUGGAGAAGGAUGUCUCAGCUGCUACCCUCCUCCGGCUGCCCGAGCUCUACCGGUCCGGCCAGGAGUCCGAGGCAUACUCACCGCUCACAUUCUGGGUCACGCUGCUGGACGCCUUUUACCAGAGCCUGGCUUGCUUCUUUUGCCCGUACUUCGCCUACCGCGACUCGGAUGUUCACAUCUUCACAUUUGGGAACCCGCUGAACACAGCAGCCUUGUUCAUCAUCCUGCUUCACCUCGUCAUUGAGAGCAGGAACCUGACCGGGGUUUACCUGCUGGUCCUUGCUGGCAGCAUCUUGCUGUACUUCAUCUUCUCACUUGUGUUCGGGCUCACGUGUGUGACCUGCAACCCGCCCUCCAACCCCUACUGGAUCAUGGCGGAUCACCUGUGCGACCCCACCUUCUACCUCAUCUGCGUCCUUACCCUCUGUGUGGCCCUGCUGCCCAGGUUCACCUUCCGCGUUCUUCAAGGAAGCCUGUGUCCAUCUCUGGUGGCCAAGGCCCAGCUCCUGGACAGCCUGCCUGAGGAAGAUGUGGGGAUUGCCCUGAAGGCCUGGGAAGUCGCCAAGUCUGAGCAGGAAUGGAGGAGUCAGGGGCAGACAGGCGGCAGCAGGGGGGACUGAGCUGGGCCAGAGGGGGCGAGGAGCCGGUCCCGAGGGUCUGGGCCCAACACACACCUGCCCAUAGAGGAUGGGCCGUGACAGUGGCAGCAGGACUGAAUUCCCCAGCAGGAAUGGGGAGUGUCUCCUGUCUACACUGAGAGGUGUCUGGCCUGAGCCACUGGCAGGCAGGUGGCCUGGGGAGCCGGGGGAAAGCCACCCCUCUCUCCUCACUCCCGGGCCCUGACUCCCAUCCCCUGGUGGAGGGUUGGGGGGUGGAGGGAAUCUCUGGAAAAGUUUCUGACUCUUGGAUUGCCAACAUAUUAGGCAUUAGCUCUGGCUUUGGCUGGCGGGCAGCAGUUGGAGCAUCCCGCUUUGGGGUGUGGCAAAGCCUGCAAAACACCCCAUGCUGCCCAGGUGUCGGGGGUGGCUGCACCAGAUGGGUGCUCUGGAAGAGCGGCUUCCCAGGACUCGCUGUGGGCCCUACACUGGAGGCCUCCUUCGGCUGCUCUUCCACCACUGUGUCCAGGCAAGGUGGUGCAAGAACUUCCCCGAAUCCAGUAGUUGCAUUGGAGCCAGAGCACGCAGUACAACCUGUCCUGCGGCUGAGUGUCCCGUCAGUGUAUGCACGUGUGGUCCCGGGUCACGCGGGCAUGUGUGAGCAGGGAGGAGGCUGCAGGUGCUGUCCCAAGGUCACCCUCUGGCACUCUGGGCCCCCUUGUCACAGGUCUUUAGAUAAAGUGGAAAAGACUACACGGGUGGGGGAUCCUGCAUUUU